Molecule: messenger RNA, 2257 nt
Organism: Myzus persicae (green peach aphid)
Lineage: Eukaryota; Metazoa; Arthropoda; Insecta; Hemiptera; Aphididae
Gene: pch2
Product: pachytene checkpoint protein 2 homolog
Exons: 8
Coding region: 285-1565 (426 amino acids)
Biological process (GO): reciprocal meiotic recombination; meiotic recombination checkpoint signaling
Cellular component (GO): chromosome; nucleus
Molecular function (GO): ATP binding; ATP hydrolysis activity
Source: RefSeq, a predicted model, not a curated record
AAAUUUUCCAAGUAAUUAAAACCAACCAACUAGUAGGUAGUAGUUGUAGCCAGUAGGUUAGCCAGUACUCAGUAGGAACCUUUGAAUGAAUUUAAAUUUCAAAUGUUCAUUAUUCACGAUUCACGUUUUUUUUUUGACGAGUCUUGAUACUUAAGCGUAGCAUAGAUUAAAUAUAUUUAUAAAUAAUAGACAUUAAUACCAUUAGAUAUACUAAAGUCUGAAAUAAGUGAAUAACUACAAACAUUUAAACUUAAGAUUAAAUUGAUUGAUUUUUCUAAUAAACUAUGAAGAAUAUUUUGCACGUGGAGGUUCUUUUGCAAACCGAGAAAGCCAUUGAAAUUCCCGAAUUGGAAAAAGCCGUCAGACUUGAAUUAAAAAAUAUCGAGCCAAUUGUCCCAGAGUCUAUGCACACUACAUUUGUCACUGAAGGAUUAUCUGAUUUUGUAAAAUGUAUACAAAUUUGUGAAAUAGAAAAUGUACAUGAUAUUGAAGAUGUUGAACCAAUGAUGAUAGAGGCAGGUGUUGAUUCAUUAGAUUUAGAUACAUAUCUAAUAAAAAUCUAUUUUUACAAAUUAGAUGAUAGUGGUUUAGUAGAUGAUACUACAACUGAUGAGUCUACAUGCAAAAUGAGACGUUGUAUAUUACCCAAUGUGGAUUUUUCUGGUAUCUGGGAAUCAUUGGUAUUUCAGGAACCGGUUAAAGAAAUUCUUUUACACUACGCACAGACAGGGAUGAAUUUUGCACGUCAUAAUGUUAACACUAAUAUUAUUAGCUAUAAUAGAUUAAUCCUGUUACAUGGUCCACCAGGUACUGGCAAAACAUCCAUUUGUAAGGCCCUUGCCCAAAAAUUAUCAAUAAGAUUGGGAAAACAGUACAAUUUUUUUGAAUUUAUUGAAAUAAAUAGUCACAAUUUACUAUCAAAAUAUUUCUCUGAAAGUGGGUCACUGGUAAUGUCUAUGUUCCAACAAAUAAAAAGUGUUUUGGAGUAUGGUGAUUCAUUGGUAUUCAUAUUAAUUGAUGAAGUAGAGAGUUUAACACGUGCUCGAGAUGCAGUGUUAUCUGGUACUGAACCAUCAGACUCCAUUAGAGUUGUAAAUGCCGUACUUACACAACUUGAUAAUUUAAGAAAGUAUCCAAAUGUUAUAUUUUUAACAACAUCAAAUGUGACAGAAGCCAUCGAUACUGCAUUUACUGAUAGAGCUGACAUAAAAAUGCUCAUCAACCCUCCUCAGGAAAUGGCAAUUUACACUAUACUUAAAGCAGCUAUUGAAGAACUUAUCAAAGUAAAACUGAUUAUAAACGUAGAAGAACAUGAUAAAUUUGAUCGUCUCCCUGAUAUUAAUGCUGAACAAAAAGAAAUUCUCAAUACAACACAAAAACUACAUCAAAUUUCCAAAGAAAGUGUUGGUUUGAGUGGACGUGUUCUAAAAAAAAUUACUUUUAUAGCACAUUCUAUAUUUAUACGGCAACCACAAUGUGAUGGUGUUCAUCAAUUUUUGGCGGCCUUACACAAAGCAGUGAAAUAUCAAAAAGCACAAGAUGCUGGCCUUACUAAAAUAAAAUAGUUAAACAAUUUUUAUAUUUAUUAUUGUAAAUUACACAUCAGUUGUUAUAGUAAUUGUAAUUAUAUCCCAAAUAGUUCUGUUUUAAUGAACAUAAAAUAUUUAAAUAUAUUCAAAUAUAAAAUGUAUAUACAAAAGAUACAAUUUUCUCAUUUUUGAAACCAACCAAAUUAAAUAAGCCAACAGUUAUUAAUGAAUAAUUAAUAAUAAAUAAUUGAACUUUAUAAAUAUCUUAAUUUGUCAAAGCUAAUAAUGGCAAAUAAUGCCAAUUAUUUAUACAAACAACCAUAAUAAUUUUUUUUUUUUAUCAACAGUGGUAACUGUAUCAAGUUGUGUUUGGUAUGUAUCCUUUAAAGAUUCAAUUUAUUGAGUGGGAGUUGAUAUAAAUCUUAAGAACAAUAAGUAAUUUUUUUGUAUCUAGUAUAACUAUGGAGGUUGGAAGACUAAAAGUAAAAUCAUUAGUUUAUUGUUGGAAACAAAAGUAUUGAUAUAUUUAUAGGUAGGGCCUAUAAUUAUUAUGUACUAAAAUCAUUUAUGUUUAUGAAAAUUAAAAUAUGCUAUUAUUAAAUUAACUAAUAUUAAGUUAAUAAAACUAUUACUAAGUGAAAAAUUUGUAUCAAAGAAGUAUUAACUAGAUAAUGUAAUAAUAUAUUCUAUUUUCAAAAUAAAUUGAAUUAAUAACCAUAGAAAGUGAA